AUGGGUGAAAACAGUCAUGUUGAUGUUCUCAUCAUUGGCGCGGGGCCGACAGGUCUUGGGGCGGCGAAGAGACUUAACCAGCUGAACGAUGCGUCGUGGCUUAUCGUCGAUUCCAAUGCCAUACCGGGCGGACUUGCUUCCACAGAUGUGACCCCUGAAGGCUUUCUGUUCGACGUAGGCGGGCAUGUCAUAUUCUCCCAUUACCGUUAUUUCGACGACGUCCUUCACGAAGCUCUUCCGAAGCCCGAAGAUUGGUUCGAGCACCAGCGUGUAUCCUACGUACGCUUCGGUGGGCAGUGGGUUCCGUAUCCGUUUCAAAACAAUAUCGCUGUCCUGCCAGCCGAGGAAAAGGUGAAAUGCAUGGAGGACCUAAUCACUGCUUCACUCGAGGCUCGCGUUCGAUCCCCGGAUGACAAGCCUAAAGAUUUCGAUGAGUGGAAUAUUCGCAACGUUGGGGAGCGACUGACAGAGAUCUUCAUGAGGCCAUACAAUUUCAAGGUCUGGGCUGUGCCUACCACCAAGAUGAACGCAACCUGGCUCGGAGAGCGCGUUGCAGCUCCCGAUGUCAAGCUGCUCAUGCGCAACGUAAUCUUGAACAAGGUAGCGGGAAAUUGGGGUCCUAAUGCUACAUUCCUUUUCCCUGCCCAUGGCGGCACGGGAGGCAUCUGGAAGGCAGUGGCCGACACUCUGCCGAAGGACAAGACUAAGUUUGGGGGAGAUAGCACCGUGGUCAAAGUUGACGCAAAUGCAAAGAAGGUCCAUCUCCAGGAUGGUACGACCAUUCGCUACAACCAACUCAUUAACACAAUGGCUGUGGACCAACUAGCAAAGCUUGCAAGUGAUGUGAAGCUCCAGGAAUUGUGCAAACCCUUGUUCUAUUCCUCCACCAAUGUCAUCGGCGUCGGGAUCCGCGGCGAGCGUCCCGAGCGUAUUGGCGACAAAUGCUGGCUAUACUUCGUCCAGGAUGACUGCCCCUUUUAUCGUGCUACAAUCUUCUCCAACUAUUCACCUUUCAACCAACCGAACAAAGAGGUCAAGCUUCCAACUCAACAGUUGGCUGAUGGCACGAAGCCGUCCUCCUCGAGCCCUGAGCCUGGACCCUAUUGGUCACUCAUGCUGGAAGUGUCCGAGUCUUCCUACAAGCCCGUGAAUCAGAAGACAUUGCUAGAUGACUGCAUCAAAGGGCUUAUUGCCACGGAACUUGUGCUGCCCAAGGAUGAGAUCGUGAGCACAUAUGUUCGUCGCUUUGACCAUGGAUACCCGACGCCAAGUGUGGAGCGGGAUGGGGCAUUAGCAGAGAUUCUGCCCUACCUGAAGAAUAAAGACAUCCUGUCACGUGGUCGAUUUGGAGCGUGGAAGUAUGAAGUUGGAAAUCAAGAUCAUAGUUUCAUGCAGGGCGUCGAAGCGGUCGACCAUGUCCUCAGCGGGGGAGUAGAGUUGACGCUCACCUAUCCAGAUUUCGUGAACAAGCGAAAGAAUGACGAGCGACGGUUAACACCUGCCCAAUCGAAGUAA
Truncatella angustata is the source of this 1515-nucleotide messenger RNA. RefSeq lists its product as uncharacterized. Gene Ontology annotation, molecular function: oxidoreductase activity. NCBI's taxonomy places the organism in Eukaryota, Fungi, Ascomycota, Sordariomycetes, Amphisphaeriales, Sporocadaceae. The transcript is spliced from 9 exons. Bases 1 to 1515 code for a protein of 504 amino acids. The record is from RefSeq and is a predicted model, not a curated record.